Messenger RNA from Wallemia mellicola CBS 633.66, 1053 nucleotides. RefSeq lists its product as hypothetical. Gene Ontology annotation, cellular component: membrane. The record is from RefSeq and is a predicted model, not a curated record. Lineage: Eukaryota; Fungi; Basidiomycota; Wallemiomycetes; Wallemiales; Wallemiaceae. The transcript has 3 exons. Bases 19 to 336 code for a protein of 105 amino acids.
AGUUUCUGAACCACGAGGAUGUCACACCACCCUGCUUACACACUCGCUGGAUUGACUGGCUUGGGAGGUACCAUUGGAUUCUUGAAGAAAGGCAGCAAGGCCUCAUUGAUUGGUGGAUUGAUAUGUUCAGUUGCAUUCGCUGGUAGCGGAUUCUUGAUACAAGAAAACCGUGACUAUGGCCAUGAAGCCGCCUUAGCUAGCUCGGCACUCCUCACACUCUCAUCAAUCAGAAGAGCAAGAAAGGGUGCCAGACUACCACAGUUCUUGACUGCUCUCGGAUUGGCUAGCGGUGCUUACUAUGCAUUAAAAAUCAAACAAUUCCAAGAUGGCUUCUAAGAAGCUGUCAAACAAAACAGACCACCACUCGAUGUAAUCUAUCUAUCUAUUCAUUUUGAACAUUCCUAUAGUUAGCUCUAUUAGUUUGCUGGUUGUUAUUAUAGUACGUCCCCUGUAUCAAGGACAGACUGAAGGAGUAAAUGAUCAAUAUAAAGUAUAACUUUGCGAUGAAUCCACUAAGCAGAACGAGUGCAGCAAAGACCUUCUCGCGUCCCCAGACUUCCUCAGCUGCAGCGACCCUCUCUAACUCUGUAAGGUCCUGAUGGGCGACACCACCCCAGCCCUUAGUAAGGUCGCCUACGUCUGCCCGCCGACCGUCGUGUGGUUCGUCGAUGUACCAAUGCUUGAAGAAAAUCAAGGAGUAGAUUGUUGAUAUGAUGUGAUCUAUGGCGAAUAAAUUCGCGUAUGCUAAUGAAUUACUAGGAUUUUCCUCUGAAAUCUGCUUCAAACCCCAAACGAAGACAGCGAGAGUACCGACGCUGUAGAGGUACAUACUAAGUUGGGCGAAAGUACCGCCUGUGAAAAUGACAUUUACGCCAUAAACGCCUGCGACUUUAUUGAAUAAGGCAAAUGCUGUGAUAAUUGUGCAUCCUAAAUCAGCAGUCAGUGCAUCGACUAAAUCACUGAAUAGAAAACCAACCUAAUUUAAUAUCUAAACCACACAAGCUUCUGAAUAUCGGCUUAUUGAGAGGGCUUUUGUCGGCUAAUUUGCCCAAG